GCAGAGCCCUCACUUCCGUCCCAGCCAGACCCAGGAAACCGCUCCCAGGGACACCAGUGCAGAGCCUUGCAGGGUCAGGAACAGUGAGUCCACCCUCUGUCCGUCUAACCAUGCUUCUCAGAAGGAGUGGGCAUUGGACGGUGUCGCUUGUGUCCCGACAGGCCAUCUGGCACCCUGUGGGACUUUCAGCCCCUGGGACCUGCAGGCUAAAUGCCAGCAGCCGCCCAGUGAUGGUGACAGCGCAUCUGCCCUCCGCGUUUCCAGACACCCCGAGGCCUGGUCCGCCGCUGGCUUGGGAGCCCCUCUCCUGAAGCUGUAGACUUAGUUUCUGUUUCUGGGAAAUGGUCAACGCGUGGUUUGCUGAGAGAGUGCACGCCAUCCCCGUGGGCAGGGACGGCGCCCGAGGCCACCCCGAGUCUUGCUCGUGCCCCUUGCCGCCCAGUCCCCGCGCCGACAGCAGUGCCCCUGGGACACCAGCCAGGAAGAUCUCUGCCUCGGAGUUCGACAGGCCCCUGAGACCCAUCCUCGUCAAGGACUCGGAGGGCGCCGUGAGCUUCCUGUCCGACCCCGGGAAGCAGGAGCAGAUGCCUCUCACCCCCCCACGCUUCGACAGUGACGAAGGGGACCAGUGCUCCAGGCUCCUGGAGUUAGUGAAGGACAUUUCCAGCCACCUGGACGUCACGGCCCUGUGCCACAAGAUCUUCCUGCACAUCCACGGGCUCAUCGCGGCUGACCGCUACUCCCUGUUCCUCGUGUGCGAGGACAGCUCCAACGACAAGUUCCUGGUCAGCCGGCUCUUCGAUGUCGCCGAGGGGACGACGCUGGAGGAGGCCUCCAACAGCUGCAUCCGCCUGGAGUGGAACAAAGGCAUCGUGGGGCACGUGGCCGCGCUGGGCGAGCCCCUGAACAUCAAGGAUGCCUACGAGGAUCCCCGGUUCAAUGCAGAAGUCGACCAAAUCACGGGCUACAGGACCCAGAGUAUUCUCUGUAUGCCAAUUAAGAACCACAGGGAGGAGGUGGUCGGCGUGGCCCAGGCCAUCAACAAGAAAUCGGCUCACGGCGGGACCUUCACGGAGAAGGACGAGAAGGACUUUGCUGCCUACCUGGCGUUCUGCGGCAUCGUGCUUCACAAUGCCCAGCUCUACGAGACUUCGCUCCUGGAGAACAGGAGGAACCAGGUGCUGCUGGACCUGGCCAGCCUGAUUUUUGAGGAGCAGCAGUCACUAGAAGUGAUUCUGAAGAAGAUAGCGGCCACCAUCAUCUCCUUCAUGCAGGUCCAAAGCUGCACCAUCUUCAUAGUGGACGAAGACUGCCCCGACUCCUUUUCUAGUGUGUUUCACAUGGAGUGCGAAGAGGCAGACUCCUCGGAGACCUUGACAAGGCAGCGAGAUGCUGGCAAAAUCAACUACAUGUACGCUCAGUACGUCAAGAACACCAUGGAGCCGCUCAAUGUCCCCGACGUCAGCAGGGACCAAAGGCUGCCCUGGACGAAGGAAAACACAGGAGCCGUGAGCCAGCAGCACAUUACCAGUUUGCUCUGUACCCCCAUAAAAAAUGGGAAGAAGAAUAAAGUCAUAGGGGUCUGCCAACUCAUCAACAAGAGGGACGAGAGCUCGGGUGAGACCAGGCCUUUCAGCCGCAGCGACGAACAGUUCCUGGAGGCCUUUGUCAUCUUCUGUGGCUUGGGCAUCCAGAACACGCAGAUGUACGAGGCGGUGGAGCGGGCCAUGGCCCAGCAGAUGGUCACAUUGGAGGUCCUGUCCUAUCAUGCCUCGGCGGCCGAGGAGGAGACCAGGGAGCUGCAGGCCCUGGCGGCUGCCGUGGUGCCAUCUGCCCAGACCCUCAAGAUCACAGACUUCCGCUUCAGUGACUUCGAGCUGUCGGACCUGGAGACGGCCCUGUGCACGGUCCGGAUGUUCACUGACCUCCGCCUCGUGCAGCGCUUCCAGAUGAAGCAUGAGGUGCUGUGCAGGUGGGUCCUGAGUGUGAAGAAGAACUACCGGAAGCAUGUGGCCUACCACAACUGGAGGCACGCCUUCAACACUGCCCAGUGCAUGUUCGCUGCCCUGAGAGCCGGCAAGAUCCAGAGCCGGCUGACCGACCUGGAGGUCCUGGCGCUGCUGAUCGCCGCGCUCAGCCACGACCUGGAUCACCGCGGCGUGAACAACUCCUACAUACAGCGGACAGAGCACCCGCUGGCCCAGCUGUACUGCCACUCCAUCAUGGAACACCACCACUUCGACCAGUGCCUGAUGAUCCUCAACAGCCCCGGCAACCAGAUUCUCAGCGGCCUCUCUGUGGAAGAAUACAAGGCCACGCUGAAGAUGAUCAAGCAAGCCAUCCUGGCCACAGACCUGGCGCUGUACAUCAAGAGGCGAGGGGAAUUCUUUGAACUCAUAAGAAAGAACCAGUUCAACCUGGAAGACCCUCAUCAGAAGGAGCUGUUUCUAGCGAUGCUGAUGACGGCCUGCGAUCUUUCUGCAAUCACGAAACCCUGGCCCAUCCAGCAACGGAUAGCAGAACUGGUAGCAGCUGAAUUUUUUGACCAAGGAGACAGAGAGAGGAAGGAACUCAACAUCGAGCCCACCGAUUUGAUGAACAGGGAGAAGAAGAACAAGAUCCCCAGCAUGCAGGUCGGGUUCAUCGACGCCGUUUGCCUGCAGCUCUACGAGGCCCUGACCCACGUGUCAGAGGACUGCCGGCCCUUGCUGGAGGGCUGCCAGAGGAACAGGCAGAAGUGGCAGGCCCUGGCAGAGCAGCAGGAGAAGACGCUGGUCAACGGGGAGAGCGGCCAGGCCAAGCGGAACUGAGGGGCUGCUGGCGCGGCGUGGAGACUCCGAGGCACCUCUGGGAGCCCCAGCCCACUGUGCACGGAGCACACCGUCCACCCUUGGCCACUGCUGUGUUCUUGUUUCUGCACGGCUUUCAAGAGCAGCAUGACGUGUUUUCAGGGGACGUUUCCACAGGUUCUGGACAUGUCUGUGCCGCGGGAAGCCCACGGCCCGAUGGGGCUCUGUGUGCUGGGGGUGUGGGUGCUGCUCUGCCGCUGCUUCCUGCUGGGUUUAUGAGAACUGGCUCCGUGUUUUCUGAGUCACCAGCCUUUCAACAAGGUUUGGAGUCUUGCUUUUCUCAAGAGGCCGGGAGGACAGUGUGUGAGCCCUGCUGGGCCUGCUGGGGGCCAGGUGGGGUGAGGAGGAACAGGGUCUGGUCAGGUGGGAAGAGUGAGAGGCCGCAUCGCAAGGAGAAUGCAUCCACUGACCUGCUGUUUUGUGAAAGAAUGGGGGUGGGGCUUGGCCAUCCCCCCAGGACCCCCAGCAAGGGCCUGCCGUCUCACCUGCAGGGGUCAGCAGGUCAGCGGAGAAGCCCAUUCCACCACCAGCCAAACACAUGCCAUGGGAGGUCCUGCUGAGAAGCAGCGUUUUGAAAUCUGAACUUUUGAAAAUAAUCUUGUCAUCUUUCACGUCCUUCCAAGCCACACCUAGAUCCCAGCAUGGUUGUUGGAGCGCUGACCUGGAGGGACACCGGGCUCCAGGACGGCGGAGCUCAGUCUCUCUUCCUUCAGUCUGUCAGGUGGACCCUGGAGGAGAGUUAGACUGGGUCAGCAGCAGGGCACUGAGCCGUGGGCAGAGCUGAGGGAGCAGGCAGGGCGCCUCCACCCAGUGAGGUCAGAAGCACCGCGGCUGAGAAGCUGCGGUCAGCUCACAAGGCGAGCUGGGCCUGAGCACGCAGCCUGGGCACUGCCCUCGGCCCGCAGUGUGGGUGGCCCUGCAGCUCCCCGUCAGUGUGCACCCUCCUGGGGUUUGAGCCCACCUCAGCGUGCCCCCGAGUUCCCGCUGGCCCGGCGUUGGGGGAGUAGACAGUGGAGCAGGUGGCGCCGAGAGGAACUCUGCCCCAUGCGUGCGGAGGCCUUUGGAUCUGGGGGGGGGGGGGGGGGGAGAGACUUGGCCUGUCGGCGUCCACCUACGUUAGUCAGGUUUGCCAUGACCAGAAGAGCUGACAAGAACCGCAGAGAGGAGCUCCCGGUUCAGUCCGGGGUGACCGCUUCACUGCCCUGAGCCAGGUAGAGGAGGCCGCUCAUCUCCCUGCAGCUGGGAAGGGGGCAGGGGCCGGUGGAGAAGCACCCUUGGGGCAGCCCCAUGACCCACCUCCUCCCACCCACCCCACCCACAGUCUCCCCAGAGGGCCCCUCCCAGCCAGGGCGGCUCUCACCACCCGGUCUCUUCUCCUGCCCCGAGGGGAGCUCUGGGCACCUCCCAUGACCCCACCCUCCCACUUUCCCACAGGGGAAGUGUUUGCUCUGGGUAGCUGUCACUAGGGUGGACGGAGCCCUGGGCGUGGGCGUGCCGGGGUCUCCAGGUCCUUCAGUGCUUGGCUCCUGUUCACAUCCUCUCACGCCCUAAAACUCAGCGUGUUCCUCUUAGUGCUGUGUGUGCGUGUGUGCAUGCGUGUGUGUGUGCCCGUGUGUGAGCCCCCGGCUCUAUUCCUGCCAUUCAAGUCCAGAGAAGAGGCGGGAUAAAGUGUGGCCAUCACUGCACUGUGAGGCGUGUCCAGGGGGCUCUAGCUGGGGUUGCUGGACCUGGACCUUCAGUGUUUUAUUUCACGACACAUGUGAAAUCUAACCUCGCCUCCUGGUGGCACUGGAGUGUGAAUCACAGACUCACCAGCAAUAGUCGUGUCUGCACACUGACACACCUGUGCACGCGUGCCUGGUUCUCUAGGGUAGACUCUCACAAGCUUCAUCACACACCCGUUACGUACGCCCACUCUCGGCAGUGUGCUCAGUUCCCUCGGGUGUGUGCCGCCAGACAGAGCCGGUUCUGUGUGGCGGGUUUGGAUGUGUGUCCCACAAGAAGGAGACGCAUUCAGAUUAGAGGCCCUUAGUUGGUUCUUAGAGAGGAGCUUAUCUUGUGUCACUGGUUUGGACCGCGAAAGAAGUCAGGCAGGGCCAGGCUCCGCGUCGCUGCCGACACUGCAGCUCCCAGGCACCCAGUGUGUCUGCAAGGCACCUCCUGGCUCCGCGUCCCCACUGGUGGGAACCCGUGGCAGAUGGGGAUGCUGCCUGGGGGGCAGGGCACAGAUCAGUUCUUCUGUUGGAGACAGAGACAGUCCCCCUCACCCCACCCUGUAUGUGUGGUUGCUGGGUUGGUCGGUGGCAGCAGAGCAGGGUGAGGCCACUCUGCCUCGGGGUCGGCCGAGCGGUCCCGAGCUUUCCUGGCUGGGCCCAGGGUGUCCGUGCAGCUCCUCCCUCCUGAUCUCCAGCCCGCGCAUCGCAGGCACCGCCCGCGGGAAUCCAGGGCACUUGCAGAAGCCUGAAUGUUGUGUUGCACAGAGUUGGGGGAGGACAAGGACACGGCCCCAGUGCCACGGGCCUCAGCCCACAGGUCCUUGUCACUAGCGUUUCCAAGACGGAGAAGCCAAGGACGCCCUGCUCCCCUGUGGGUCCCCUAAAUGCCUCACCUGGGCACAGACCAGCUCCUGGCCCCCAUCGGUGGGCGGGCGGUCUCCCUGUGAGCGGUGCUGGAGCUGGGGGAGCAGUCUGGAGCCAGGUCCCUGGAGGGAGCUGCGUCCCCAGCUCCAGCCAGCGCAGUGCCUUUCCCUCGGCAGGUGGCACAGGGCACACCUGCCCCAGAGCGACCCAGGCUCCAGGCCACCCUCCUGAGGCCCUGGCUCUGGCUCCUGCUGUGUUUCGACAGGACGGAUCCAGACGCAGCGGCCUGCAGGGGCGGCUUGGAAGGAGGAGUGUGGGGCUGAGCCUGUGCCCGGGUAGGAAGGGACACCGCAGGGCCCGUCACUCCUCCCGUGCCCAGGCUUUUCCUCACCCCAGGCCCGCGCAGGGCCCUUCAGUGCGUGUCCUGCGUCCUCGUCCUGUGACAGCCUCGGGAGCAGCCAGGCACGAGCGGCGUCUGCCAGGCUGUGGCGGCUGUGAACUGUGCCGUGCCGACUUCCGCUCGUGGACACGUCCUUGGAUCAGCCGGAAGCCGAGGGAUGGCGAACUGUGGAUUGUCCUGCAGCUUGGGAAAGGAGCCGAGCCGCACAGCCACUGCCCUGCCUGCCUGCACCUUGGGCCUUUCCACCGCCUCUGAACAAAUAUGUAGUUUCUGACACUAUUUUUAUACCAGGACGAGGGAGUCACUGUGUACCUCAUGUUCAGCUUUGUAAUCUUGGUGAUCGUCACGAACGUGGGCCACUGUCCCCUCCCACCCCUGAGCCACCCAGUGGCUCUUCUGUGCCACUCACCACUUGGGCAGCUGUGAGGCCGCCAGCCGGCCGGGGAGGCUCCUGCACUGUGCGACCCUCGAGUUGCCCCGCUUUGUAAAAUAAAGAAUGAACCGGU
This is a messenger RNA of Ictidomys tridecemlineatus (thirteen-lined ground squirrel), 6334 nucleotides long. NCBI's taxonomy places the organism in Eukaryota, Metazoa, Chordata, Mammalia, Rodentia, Sciuridae. The record is from RefSeq and is a predicted model, not a curated record.